UAACCCUAGAUCUUCUUCAUUCUCCACCAAACUCCUUUCUUCUCAUUACUCAACAACACCACCAUCUUCACACUUUCCUUUUUCAUUCGUAGAUCUCACAAUUCACACAACAAAAAAACCCUAAUUUUUUUCAUCAAAUUUUUCCACUUUAUCACUUCAAUUUCACACAAAAACCCUAAUUUUUUAUUUAUUUAUUACUACUAAAUUCUGAAUUUUGAAUUCUAAAUUCUGUUUUUGAUUUUGUUGUUAUUGAGUUUUCAUGGCAAUGCCAAUGGGAAAUGCAGUAACACCGGAAAUUAAGCAUUUUCCGGCGGUGGUUACCGCCGGUGAGAUGCAGUACAGACCACCACCACAGCAACAGCAACAGCAUCAACAACAAUGGUUUGUUGAUGAGAGAGAUGGGUUUAUGAAUUGGAUUCGUAGCGAAUUCGCUGCUGCGAAUGCUAUUAUUGAUUGUUUGUGUCAGCAUUUAGGUGUUAUUGGUGAGAGUGGUGAGUAUGAUCAUGUUGUUGGUGCAAUUCAGCAGAGGAGGGUUAAUUGGAAUCAAGUGCUGCUUAUGCAGCAGUAUUUUUCGGUUAACGAGGUUGCAUAUGCGUUGCAGCAGGUGGCGUGGAGGCGGCAGCAGAGGUUUGUGAAGCCGGUUGUUAAGGAGUUUAGGAAGGGUAGGCAAUGGCAGAGGUUUGAGGGUGGGAAUGGUAAGGAAGGGAGUAAUUCUAGUGUAGAAAAUCAUCGUCGUGGUGAAGGGAAUUUUGUGGUUAAAGGGUCUCAAGUAGUUGAUAAGAUUGAAGAAGUUAAAUCUGGUGGCAAAAUUGGAAAUAAGGAUGCUAAGAUUUUAGACACUUCUGAGGAGAAGAAAGAUGCUAUAAAAAAUCAUCAAUCUGAUGGCCUUUUGAAGAGCUCUGGAAAUUCUCAAGGAUCUCUGUCAAGCACAGAAUGUGCAUCAAAUUCUGGAGAAAAUGAUUCACAUUCUAUGCAAAAUCAACAACAGAACGUGAGUGGUUCCGCCACAGGAAAAACUUUUAUUAGCAAUGAGAUGUUUGAUGGGAAGAUGGUUAAUGUUGUUGAAGGACUGAAGUUGUAUGAAGAUUUAUUUAGUAGUACUGAAGUUUCAAAACUUGGUUCAUUGGUCAAUGAUUUAAGGGUUGCUGGAAGAAAAGGACAAUUUCAAGGAAGUCCAACAUAUGUGGUUAACAAAAGGCCCAUAAGAGGGCAUGGAAGAGAGAUGAUUCAAUUGGGUGUUCCAAUUGCUGAUGUGGACAAUGUGACAGCGUCGUUCAAAGAUAAGAAUGUGGAAUCUAUGCCUUCCUUGUUUCAAGAUAUCAUUGAGCGCAUGGCUGCCUCACAAGUCAUGUCUGUUAAGCCUGAUGCUUGCAUUGUGGAUUUCUAUAAUGAGGGUGACCACUCAACGCCAAACAUUUGGCCGUCUUCAUUUGGAAGGCCUGUUUAUACGCUUUUCCUGACUGAAUGUGACAUGACUUUUGGGAGAACAUUUGUCUCAGAGCACUUUGGGGAUUAUAAAAGCAAUGUCAAGCUUUCUCUUGGACCUGGGUCCCUUCUAGUGAUGCAAGGGAAAUCAGCUGAUUUUGCUAAACAUGCUAUUCCUUCUAUUCACAAACAACGCAUUCUUGUUACUUUUGCAAAGUCUCAACCAAAAAAGUCUCUGCCAAUUGAUGCUCAAGGUCUUGCUUCGUCAGCAACUUCACAUUGGUCAGCCGCACCAAACAGAUCUCCGAAUCAUAUCAGUCAUCGUCCGUUAGCUCCCAAGCAUUAUUCUGCUGUUCAAGUAACCGGGGUGCUGCCGGCUCCAUCCCUACAUGUUGCUCCUAAUAGCAUGCAGCCAUUGUUUGUGCCGGCGCCAGUUGCAACUCCCAUACAGUUUGCUACACCUGUGCCAAUCCCGGCUGGCUCUACAGGAUGGACUGUGGCUCCUCCAAGGCAUCCUCCUCCUCGAGUCGUUGUUCCCGGCACAGGAGUAUUCCUUCCGCCUGGUUCUGCUAAUUCAUCUCAGCACUCGCAAGGUACCUUCACUGAAGUGAACUUGGGUGUUGGAAUUCCAACUCCGACGAUAAAGGAAAAUGGGAAAUCUAAUCAUAGCAAUACUAAUGGUUCACCAAAAGGUAAAAUGAAUGGAAAUAUUGAAAGGCAAGAAUGCAAUGGUAAUGCAGGCGCAACUGAAGUUGAACAGGCUAUAGAGGAAAAAGGUGAAAGCAAUGCAGAAACUGUUGCAAGCCAAUGAGAGAUUAGAGAGAGAUGGAAAGCUUAUCAAAGGAAUAGAUUAAGAACUUAAUCUGAGUUUGAAGCAAAUGUAAAAAGCGGCAACAGUGGAUAUAACAUUAUACUGCAAAGGAGAGAACAAGGGAAGGAUGUAUAACAUUUUGGUUCUCUUCAAAAUCCUUCCUUUGUUAAUUUCAUUCCUUCUUUUUGUUGUCUUAAUAUAUUAACUUCUAUAGUAAGAGAAAACUCAUUCUUAAUUCAUACUUAGAGAUUUUUCCCUCGAUAAUUCUUUUGCGCAUUUUGCAAUCGAUUUUUAUCGUGGUAAUGUUCACUUCAA
Medicago truncatula (barrel medic) is the source of this 2551-nucleotide messenger RNA. Its product is annotated as RNA demethylase ALKBH10B. The record is from RefSeq and is a predicted model, not a curated record. Gene Ontology annotation, biological process: mRNA catabolic process. Gene Ontology annotation, molecular function: mRNA binding; demethylase activity. The coding region runs from base 260 to 2236 and encodes 658 amino acids. The transcript is spliced from 8 exons. Lineage: Eukaryota; Viridiplantae; Streptophyta; Magnoliopsida; Fabales; Fabaceae.